Molecule: messenger RNA, 1333 nt
Organism: Coccinella septempunctata (seven-spotted ladybird)
Lineage: Eukaryota; Metazoa; Arthropoda; Insecta; Coleoptera; Coccinellidae
Exons: 5
Coding region: 173-1318 (381 amino acids)
Source: RefSeq, a predicted model, not a curated record
CUGAAAAUACUCCGCCCCCAAAGUGACACGCAAUCAGCUGUUUUAAAAUUGGAAAUGGUUCCUCGCAAAGUGUUUCACCCGACUAUCCGUGUGAUCUUCAUUUGAAGUUUCAUAGUUUUAGGUGCAAAUUGUUGAAUGGACCUCGCGAAAAUGGAUAUCGUUAAAGGUUGUGAUGUUGAUGUGCAUUAAUAAAAUACUUUUAUCCCAAACGAAACAAUACUAUGAAAUAUUAAUUUUUCCAAAUCACUGCCUACUAUUCAACGUUAUGGCCACCAUAAUGUAUCCUACACUGACAAAGUCUCAAAGUAUGAGAUCCAAGCGAAAAUCUGCCGUGGAACUCCUGGCAGAAAGCAAACCCUUUUAUGUGAAGUCUGAAAUUGUCCGGGACACUACUCAGGCUAUACCUUCAAGACCUAUUCCAAAUAUAUCUUCUGGUUAUGCUACAUACACACGAAGUAAAUCAGUAAAUGUCAGUGGUGGACCUCCUCAGGUUUUCUACAAGCCUAUCAAUUUUUCUCAAUAUAUGGCCGUUUCACCAUCUAGGUCCCUGCCUCCGAUAUCCCAUAGGCGGUCUGUGAACGCCGGUACGAGUGAUAUGCUUCAGAAUAAACUCAGGCAACUGCUGGUUUGCGACAGCGCGGAGGAGUUGAGCGUGGAGCAUAUCGCUCCUUUGAGUCCUCCCGCCGAAUACGCUCAGAGGUGUCACAAAAGUCUCCCCGAUUUGCACUACAGGACGGAACUGCAGGGUUCAAAUAAAAGUAGCAACAAGAGCUUGUCGAACAGGGACAGCGGAGGUUCCAGUGGUCACUAUACACAAAGAAGCGAGCCAGCUCCACAACUGAGACAGGAAUCUCGUAGGGACUCAGGUUCUAGUACGCAACAUAGUGGUGGGAGUUCCUAUUAUUGCUGCCAAGAACCAGAAUGUCGCAAUCGUCAGCAGCAGGUUUAUCCACCACCACCAGUCUUCAAACGCCAAAAAUGCCUACGUUAUAAGAGAGAUAGGCCUAUACUGCGUUCAAAAUCGGAUAUUAGUGACAGAUAUUGGAGACCGCCCGAACCUCCGACUAGCCACCUGGAGCAGUUCUUCGAGCAUCUGGGCCUGACCAGCGACUCCUACGAAGAGAUGCUGAGCGAUAGCAGAUCCUCGGACAGCCCUGUCUUUUUCUCUGACAUCUCCUCGGUCGACUCCAGCAGGCCGAUCGACAAUGUCGACUACUGCCCACAAGCGUUCAGGCCCAGUGAGCCCCCAUCGAUAGUCGAACGUAACGCGAGAAUUAUAAAAUGGCUGUGUAACUGUCGAAAGUCUCAACUGACGUGAGGAGGGGAGUGAGUA